AUGAACGCGCCAGAUCGUUUCGAAUCUUUUGUUCUGUCUCCUGGAGAAGAGAAAGUCGAGGUUGAGGCCGAUACUCGCAUUCCAUCUUCCUCUAUUUUCACUUUCAACAAAGAGGACCACACGCUCGGCAACCUCCUCCGCUCCCGUCUUCUGCAAAAUUCUCAUGUGAUCUUCGCUGGUUACAAGGUUCCCCAUCCUCUAGUUCCCAAAUUUGAACUCCGCGUUCAGACUGAUGGCGAGAUCACCCCUAAGGAUGCUCUGCUCGCCGCCUGUCAUGACCUUGUCAAGGACCUGGGCAUUCUUUCCCGCGAAUUCACCAAAGAAUACGAGCUGCGUAAGAUGGUCGGAGCUACCCAGCAGCAGCAGAAUGGUACUGCAGAAGGUGCUUAG
Molecule: messenger RNA, 390 nt
Organism: Aspergillus lentulus
Lineage: Eukaryota; Fungi; Ascomycota; Eurotiomycetes; Eurotiales; Aspergillaceae
Source: RefSeq, a predicted model, not a curated record